Molecule: messenger RNA, 825 nt
Organism: Emiliania huxleyi CCMP1516
Lineage: Eukaryota; Haptophyta; Isochrysidales; Noelaerhabdaceae
Exons: 5
Coding region: 1-825 (274 amino acids)
Source: RefSeq, a predicted model, not a curated record
AUGCACAAGCCGGGAUUGAAAAUUCUGUUUUGUGGCGGGGACUAUCGCUACGCCAGGGAAGACAAGGGCGUCGAAGUGCAGCUGCUGCUGUUCGAAUCGUUCGGCGGGUUCGGAAAGGGGGUCCGUGAGAUCCUCCGGAGAGCGGCGGACGUGCUACAGAACAAGCUGACGCGGGCCCAGUACCUCGAUGAGGUGACCUGGACCACCAAGAGCUGGCUGGGGCUGCAGAAGCAGCGCAUCUCAGUCGUUCUUCACACGGCCAUCGCAGAGCAGGUCGUGAAUGAGCUUGCCUGUGCGGCGGGGGUGGGCGGGUGCACGGAGCUAACCGGGCAAAAUGCCCCCAAGCAGACGAAUCCCAAGGGCGGCAUGCCGGGGCUCACACCGGCAAAGAAGGCCAAUAGCCAGUCGCAGCUGGCGUCGUCUGGACAAGACGCUGCCAAAUACAGUGCCUAUCGACUGAAGCUGCAAGCGGCGUACUGCCCGAGCGCUAGCACUAAGCUAGAUGCGAGGGCCUACUCGUUUUCGCAAAAGAUGAAGGAGGUGGGCGAUCGGCUCAAACAGGCAACGAGUGAGGAGGACAAGAAGAGCCUGGCGGCGGAGAAGAAGAAGCUCACCGAGGAUCGAGGCAAGAUGUAUGCGGAAGAGGGGAAGAAGGCGUCCACACGGAGCACGGACGAGAAGAAGACGUUCGCCGCAGCGAACGCGGCGAUAUACAAGGCCGGAUAUGCCAAGUAUUGUACGGAAGACAUUGCCUCGAGUGACGAGCUGUGUACCAACCCGCUGAUGAAGAAGGUAUACGGGCCGAAGAAGGCAGCACCGGCGUAG